Molecule: messenger RNA, 741 nt
Organism: Magallana angulata
Lineage: Eukaryota; Metazoa; Mollusca; Bivalvia; Ostreida; Ostreidae
Exons: 4
Coding region: 1-741 (246 amino acids)
Source: RefSeq, a predicted model, not a curated record
AUGACACCCUCUGACAUGGUCUUAUGGCUAUGGUACUCAGGCUCAUACAUUCAAUAUAACGGAUCAGAGGGCACUUUGACCACUAUGGACCGAUCAUCUGGAGACAUCUCGUCAUCUAAAGUACCAUCCGUAGAAGUCACAGCGACUACUACAGUUAAAUAUUCUGACCUUAACUCCAAGAAUGAAGAAUUUAAUGAUACUGUUGGAGCCAUUGUCGGUUUGUUUGUUGCUGUCUUCGCAUUGACCUCUUUGACUCUUCUCUUGUGGUUUUACAGAAAAAAACGUAAACGCGAGUUACCUGCUUCUUCCCAGAAUGAUGCUCGGCAACAACAGACGUCUCAAACAGUCAUUAAUACAUAUAAUGAUAUGGUGCUUGUAUCUGGUACAAACCGGAACCAGAAUGACGUCGUCUUCACAACUUUAACUACAACUACAACGAAUGAUGUUCGUAAUGAUGAUAUCUAUGUAGAAAAUAAAGAGGGAGAGUAUGACCAUUUACAUUCAUCUCGUCCAAAACAAGUUGUAUCAGAAAUGGAAAAUGAGAGAUAUGCAACAUCUACUGAGCUGGAAGAUGUUUCUUACUCUACAGUUAGAAAAAGCAGGAACACUGUUCCAGAUUGUGAUAACGAGUACGAUAGCAUGGCGGCGUCUUUAGACAACAAUUUCCGAUCAGUUGCCAAUCCGGACUACGAAUUUACCAGUCAAGCCAAAGAAAAGGUUGUUAGCGUAAACCAUGUGUGA